AUGUUUGACUGGAAAUCAAUAGUCAAGCCCAAUGGUAAACCAUUCUGUGCUCUUACCGCCGGUUUAGCUGUCUUCCUUACUUUUGUGUUUCUGCUAGAGCAAGUAAUCUCCCUCGAAGAUCGAAUGGUGCUCUCGCCUAAAAACAUUUUCAAUCUAGGACGUUUAUCAAACUACCCACUAAUUCAUUUGUCAUGGCUUCACCUUUUUUUCAAUUUAUUUUCAUUAAUGGGUCCGCUGAACUUGUUUGAAUCUCAACAUGGUACCGUAUAUACAGGUGUUGCACUCAAUUUGACAGCUAUAUUUGCAGGAUUAUUGUACUGUGUUGUCGGUAAACUAUUAUAUCCAGAAGAAAGUGUGGCAGGCGCAAGCGGUUGGUUUUUCACUUUAAUAGGUUACUUUUCAUGGAAAGCAUCACUAGCAAAUCCAAGAACUCAGGUGUUACAAACACCCUACCAUUUCCCUACGGCACUUUCACCAUUGAUCCUACUGUUACUUAUCACUCUCAUCAUACCAAAUGCCAGUUUCUGGGGACAUCUGUCUGGUCUGACAAUUGGAUAUUUAAUUGGUGCCAAUGAAAAGGCAUUUAGUAAGUUGAGUCCACCAGGUUGGUUAAUCAAAAAAAUUGAAACUAAACUUGAUGCCUACAUUGAAAAGAUUCCACAUUUUGUGAAAUACUAUAGAGAAGUCGAAGUAGAGGAUACCGAUCGGACGGAUUACUCAUGGUUGUUUGAACCCAAUGUUUCCCUGCCGCUUCACAAUGAUCCUCCACAACAGACUCGUGGUAAUGGUCGUGUCUUGGGCACCGCCUAG
Zygosaccharomyces rouxii is the source of this 810-nucleotide messenger RNA. It is a transcript of the gene RBD2, whose product is annotated as putative rhomboid protease RBD2. The transcript has a single exon. The record is from RefSeq and is a predicted model, not a curated record. Lineage: Eukaryota; Fungi; Ascomycota; Saccharomycetes; Saccharomycetales; Saccharomycetaceae. The coding region runs from base 1 to 810 and encodes 269 amino acids. Gene Ontology annotation, molecular function: serine-type endopeptidase activity. Gene Ontology annotation, cellular component: membrane.